Molecule: messenger RNA, 651 nt
Organism: Paramecium sonneborni
Lineage: Eukaryota; Ciliophora; Oligohymenophorea; Peniculida; Parameciidae
Source: the annotation of a GenBank genome assembly
UUUUAAGAACUCAGAAUUUAUUUAAUGGGAGGAUUAUUUUUUAAAAAAGGAGUAGAUAAACUUUAACCAACAACAAAAUCAUUCUUUGAAUUUGAAUUGAAUAAUAUAGAUGGAUAGAGAACUUAACUCUCUUAAUUCAAAGGCAAAAAAGCAUACAUUUGCGUAAAUGUUGCAUGCUCUUGUGGAUUAACAUCUUCAAAUUAUAGUGAGCUUGUCGAACUCUAUAAAACUUAUAGGUAAAAAAUAAUAAAAUUUAAGUGCUUAAGGUCUGGAGAUUUUAGGUUUUCCAUGUAAUCAAUUUAUGGGUUAAGAAUCCAAACCUGAACCUGAAAUUAAGGAAUUUGUUCUUUCUAAGUAUGGUGUCUCAUUCCCAUUGUUUUAGUAUUUAUUUAAAAAUAUUGUAGAAAAAUUGAAGUUAAUGGUUAAAACACUCAUGAGGUUUAUAGAUAUUUGAGAUUAAACAGUUCACUUAAAGUAAGUUAAAAUGAAGCAAAAGAAGUACCAUGGAAUUUUGGAAAAUUCUUACUUAAUUCAUAGGGUCAAGUAGUGAAUUUUUAUAAUCCUGAUGUAAAACCAAAAGAGAUGAAGUAAGAAAUAGAAAAAUUGUUAAAUUAAUGAUUGUAUUAUUAACAUAGACAUAUUAAAACAUCA